Molecule: messenger RNA, 1336 nt
Organism: Chara braunii
Lineage: Eukaryota; Viridiplantae; Streptophyta; Charophyceae; Charales; Characeae
Source: the annotation of a GenBank genome assembly
GGAUCCAGAUCUUAUUGUCUUCUCGGGGGACAACAUUGACUGGUCGUCUUCAGACGCCAUUGCUUCUAUGAAACUCGGUUUCGGACCAGCUAUCGAGUCUGGCAAACCCUGGGCAGCAAUUUUGGGGAACCAUGACGAGGAGGCAGAUCUCGACCGGCUUGGUCUAAUGUCGUACAUUGCCGGGAUGCCAUUCUCUUACUCUAAGCUAAAUCCUUCCUGUGUGGUUGCUGAAGAUUGUGACCCUGUGAAGGGGCAGUUCAUCGUGAACGGAAGGAACGUAAGUCGGGACUUUCGCUCAUGCGUCUCGAACAUCGAACCAAGUGCAAAUGCCACCAAGGAUGAUGGCGAUGGCGACAAUGACUCGAUUCUCUUUCAGUGUAAUGUUGAUGAUGCGACAAUCAUCAUGGGAGGGGUUAAUGGGCUGCCCAUUGUAGAGGGAUGGGGCAAUUACCACCUGGAAAUCAAGGGUCCUGAGGGGUCAGCCAUUGAAAAUGACACUGCAUUGGUUUUGUACCUCCUAGAUACAGGAGAUAAGUCGAAGCUGGACAACAGAGUCCAAUCAGCAGGAAAGGAUGAUGUCCCUCCCGCCUUGGCGUUUUUCCACAUCCCUGUACCGGAGUACAAGCAGGUCGCCCACACGAGGACGAUAAGUGGAACCUGGCAAGAGGAGAUCUGUUCACCGGAUGUUAAUUCUGGCUUCUUCACCGCCAUGUUGGAGGCUGGCCAUAUCAAAGCAGGUUUUGUUGGUCAUGAUCACGUCAAUGACUUCUGCGGGACUUUGCAUGGGCUGCGGCUUUGCUAUGCUGGAGGAGCAGGAUAUCACGGAUAUGGAAAGCUUGGCUGGGAUCGGCGCGCACGCGUUGUGCAGGUGGUAAUGAGCAACGAGGAGGGGAAGAAGAUGGGUGUCAAUCCUGCUGGUCAUCAGAGCAUGUCGGCUGGCACGCUAAAAGUUCGGCAGAUGUGGACGUGGAAGCGACUGGACGACGGGUAUGGAAGGAAAUGGAUGACUGAGAAGGAUAGAGAACUGCUCUGGGAGCUUGGCAGGCCAACAGAAGAUGGCAAAUUUCCUGUCUUUUUCCUGCCGUGCAUGGUGUAUCAAAUUGCCACCUCCAUUUUCACGAUCAUCUUCUUGUGUCUUCUCGUACGGAUGAUGUGUGUAAAGUACAGGAAUCGACGCAAUCGACAGACAGGGGAUUACGUACUCGCAUCAACCAUGUUAGACAAUGACAUGGUGCAUGUUUUACCCCAGUGGAGGGAAUCAGAAAUUACAGGGAGACAGGAGAGGGAAGGGUCUGAAUUGUGAAAUUUCCACAGGCAAUGAAUGACCCACACAGUC